GUCCCGGAUGUAACGGCCACGGCGGCGGGCCGAGGGCCUGCUGUUGGAGCGGCUCCGGCCAAUGGGCGGGAAGGAGAUCGGGAACCCCGGCCGGCUCUGAGGAAAGAAGGGACUCUGGACAACUAAAGAAGACUGAAAAUGACUGUCGAUAUUCAACCAGCAUGCCUUGGACUUUAUUGCGGGAAGAUGCUCAAAUAUAAAAAUGAUUCGAUGGAAAUAUACGGAGAUUGUGGGGUAUGCCCCAGAGGGCAGAGGACAAACGUCCAGAAAUACUGCCAGCCUUGCAUGGAGUCCCCUGAACUCUACGACUGGCUCUAUCUUGGCUUUAUGGCUAUGCUUCCUCUUGUUCUGCACUGGUUCUUCAUCGAAUGGUAUUCGGGAAAAAAGAGCUCCAGCGCGCUGUUCCAGCACGUGACUGCGCUGUUGGAGUGCGGCGCGGCUGCCCUGGUGACCCUGCUGGUCAGCGACCCCGUGGGCGUCCUCCACAUCCGCUCCUGCCGCGUGCUGAUGCUCUCCGACUGGUACACGAUGCUCUACAACCCCAGCCCCGACUACGUCACCACCGUGCACUGCACCCACGAGGCCGUGUACCCGCUGUACACCAUCGUGUUCAUCUACUACGCUUUCUGCUUGGUGUUGAUGAUGUUGCUCCGGCCGCUGCUGGUGAAGAAGAUCGCCUGUGGCUUGGGGAAGUCCGAUCGGUUUAAAAGCAUUUACGCGGCCCUCUACUUCUUCCCCAUCCUGACCGUGCUCCAGGCGGUGGGAGGCGGCCUGCUCUAUUAUGCCUUUCCGUACAUCGUUUUGGUGCUGUCUUUGGUUACCUUGGCUGUCUACAUGUCUGCUUCUGAAAUUGAGUCCUUCAAAGACCUCCUCGUGCGGAAGAAGCGAUUGGUCGUCCUCUUCAGCCACUGGCUCCUUCACGCCUACGGCAUCAUCUCCAUCUCGAGGGUGGACAAGCUACAGCAGGACCUGCCCCUGCUGGCCUUGGUGCCCGCCCCCGCCCUCUUCUACCUCCUGACGGCCAAGUACACGGAGCCUUCGCGGAUUCUGUCCGAAGGAGCCAACGGGCCCUGACCCCACCUCGGCCCGGCCCCGAGCCGUACCAGGGGUUUUCAAGCUCUUUAAGCCUCGCUUCCCUCUUUAAGCCACACCCCAGUGCCCUCUCUCCCUGCAGCUCACGCUUGGGUGAUGGCGCGUCACUUGGUUUGAUGAAGAUAUGCAAGAGAACCGUAAGUGGGGACGUUACCGUUUUAUAGGCACCUUUCAAGGACUGCAUCGUCAACCUCGGGACGGGUUUGCUGCUGAGCUCCAGUGGAGAACGGUAGUUGCGAUUGUUUGUGUCAUCUUUGUAAGAGAGGGAGAAACAGCUUUUACCGGAAAGUCCAUAAACUUUGUGCUCUAUCCCUCUGGUCAA
Molecule: messenger RNA, 1414 nt
Organism: Tachyglossus aculeatus (Australian echidna)
Lineage: Eukaryota; Metazoa; Chordata; Mammalia; Monotremata; Tachyglossidae
Gene: JKAMP
Product: JNK1/MAPK8 associated membrane protein
Exons: 8
Coding region: 139-1074 (311 amino acids)
Biological process (GO): response to unfolded protein
Cellular component (GO): membrane
Molecular function (GO): ubiquitin protein ligase binding
Source: RefSeq, a predicted model, not a curated record